Molecule: messenger RNA, 504 nt
Organism: Komagataella phaffii GS115
Lineage: Eukaryota; Fungi; Ascomycota; Pichiomycetes; Pichiales; Pichiaceae
Product: Ubiquitin conjugating enzyme, involved in the ER-associated protein degradation pathway
Exons: 1
Coding region: 1-504 (167 amino acids)
Cellular component (GO): endoplasmic reticulum; cytosol
Source: RefSeq, a predicted model, not a curated record
AUGCCUCCCAAAUCAACCGCUCAACGACGGUUAUUCAAGGAAUACCAGCAGCUAUCCCGUGAUGCCCCUGAGGGGAUAAUUGCGGGCCCUCUGGAUGAAGAUGAUUUGUUUUAUUGGGAAUGUCUGAUAGAGGGACCAAAGGAUACUCCAUACGAGAAUGGGGUAUUCUCUGCUCAAUUGACAUUUCCUAAGGAUUACCCAUUGUCACCGCCCAAACUCAAGUUCAAUCCACCAUUGAUUCACCCAAAUAUUUAUGCGGAUGGAACGGUUUGCAUUUCAAUCUUACAUCCUCCAGGAAAUGAUCCAUUGCUAUACGAACGACCUGAAGAACGCUGGUCUCCGGUGCAAAGCGUCGAGAAGAUUCUACUUAGUGUAGCUAGCAUGCUGGCUGAACCAAAUGUUGAAAGCGGUGCCAACAUAGAUGUGUGCAAGAUAUGGAGAGAUGACAGACCAAAAUUUGAUGCUAUGGUCAGAGAACAAGUCAGAAAGUCGCUGGGGCUGUGA